Messenger RNA from Aspergillus heteromorphus CBS 117.55, 1485 nucleotides. RefSeq names its product multifunctional nuclease RAD27 (gene fen1). Gene Ontology annotation, cellular component: nucleus; cytoplasm. The transcript is spliced from 5 exons. Gene Ontology annotation, molecular function: DNA binding; 5'-3' exonuclease activity; 5'-flap endonuclease activity. The coding region runs from base 44 to 1231 and encodes 395 amino acids. The record is from RefSeq and is a predicted model, not a curated record. NCBI's taxonomy places the organism in Eukaryota, Fungi, Ascomycota, Eurotiomycetes, Eurotiales, Aspergillaceae.
AUUUCCACCUCGACGGACAUUUGAUCGCAACCAAGCCUUCACAAUGGGUAUUAAACACCUGUACCAGGUGAUUUCAGAGAACGCCCCCGAUGCCGUCAAGGCGGGCGACAUCAAGAACCACUUCGGCCGAAAGGUCGCCAUUGAUGCGUCCAUGAGUAUCUACAGUUUCCUCAUCGCUGUGCGCUCCGAGGGUCAGCAGCUCAUGAGUGACACCGGAGAGACGACAUCGCAUUUGAUGGGUAUGUUCUACCGUACACUGCGCAUGGUCGACAACGGAAUCAAGCCCCUGUAUGUAUUUGACGGUGCUCCGCCGAAGCUGAAGUCCGGAGAACUGGCCAAGCGUUUUGCCCGCCGGGGCGAGGCGACUGAGGCUCACGAGGAGGCCAAGGAGACCGGAACCGCCGAGGAUGUGGAGAAGUUUUCGCGGCGCACAGUCCGGGUCACCAGGGAACACAAUGCCGAAUGUAAAAAGCUUCUGAAGCUGAUGGGCAUCCCGUACAUCGAUGCCCCCACGGAGGCGGAGGCGCAGUGCGCCGUGCUCGCCCGUGCCGGCAAGGUGUAUGCGGCUGCUUCGGAGGAUAUGGAUACCCUGUGCUUUGAGACACCUAUUCUUCUGCGCCACCUUACUUUCAGCGAACAGAGGAAGGAGCCCAUCCAAGAGAUCCAUCUGAGCCGUGCGCUGGAGGGACUCGGCAUGGACCGCAGCCAGUUCAUCGAUCUCUGCAUCUUGCUCGGUUGCGACUAUCUGGAGCCGAUCCCCAAGGUUGGGCCCAACACGGCCCUCAAGCUGAUCCGGGACCAUGGGAGCCUGGAGAAGGUGAUCGAGUUUAUGGAGAACGAUCCGAAGAAGAAGUUCGUAAUCCCCGAUGACUGGCCGUACCAAGAUGCCCGGGAACUCUUCCUUAAGCCGGACGUGAGGGACGCCAGCCACCCAGACUGCGAUUUCAAGUGGGAAGCCCCCGACGUUGACGGCCUGAUCGAGUACCUGGUCAAGGACAAGGGGUUCAACGAGGACCGCAUCCGCAACGGUGCCGCCCGUCUACAGAAGAACCUGAAGUCCGCGCAGCAAUCCCGCCUGGAGGGUUUCUUCAAGCCGGUGGCCAAGACGGACGCGGAGAAGGCGAACCUGAAGCGCAAGCACGACGAGAAGCUCCAGGAGCAGAAGAAGCGCAAGAAGGACGAGGCCAAGGCCAAGAAAGAGGCCAAGUCGAAGCCUCGGGGUGCCGUUUGAAGGGCACCCGUGAUUGCUGGUCUACUUUGUAAUAAGACCGCAACUAUGCGUUGGACCUGGCCCUAGAAACAGGGCCAGAAGUAGACCGGGAAGCAAGACCCCCCAAGUCAACCCGAUCGACACGGGCGCCGAAUGUCGGUGUAUGGUCCCGACGGUCUCAUCCAGGCGGACGGCGUUUCUGGUUAUGAUUCUUAUUUGCAAGGCGAGGCGUUUCAAGGCGGAAUGCACAAAAAAUGGCAUGUUACAUAGGUUAC